AUGACUCUGCCUCCAAAAGAGGACAAGCUGGUGCUCCCCUUCUGGCCAAAGCGCCUGUUCGCGCUGUGGCCCGUGUCUGCCGCCGCGGCGCUCUUUUUGCCCCCCCUCUUCCCGAUGGUCCCCAAGGCGCUGACCACCGCCCUUGGAACGUGGCCAGCGAGGACGCUACUGGCCGCCCCCCUCAUCGGAGGGGCCCUGUGGCUCAACAUGUCGGCCAAGGCGGAGUUCAGGAAGGCCCACACGCCCACGUCUCCCUUCAAGACCCCCACGGCGAUGGUGACCACGGGGGCGCUGAGCGUCACGCGCAACCCCCUGUACGUCGCCGUCGGCGCCCUGUUCGUGGGCAGCGGGUUCCUGUUCGACUCGGGAUACUUCUUGCUGACGUGGCUGCCGUGCUACUGGGUCAUACGCGUGUGCAUGCUGAGGGAAGAGGCGUUCCUGGAGCGAAAGUUCGGGGAAGAGUACGGCAAGUACAAGGCCGCGGUUCCCAGGUGGCUCUUUUGA
Messenger RNA from Ostreobium quekettii, 504 nucleotides. Lineage: Eukaryota; Viridiplantae; Chlorophyta; Ulvophyceae; Bryopsidales; Ostreobiaceae. The record is from the annotation of a GenBank genome assembly.